AUGUUAUUUGCAAUUAUUUCACACAACAUUGAUUUUGUUACAUUCUUGAUGAAUGAAUUUAAUAUUACAAUCGAUUUAAAAUUUUGCGCAGAUUUUAAUAAUCUUGAUUCAUUUUUGGUUUAUUUCGAUCAAACAAAUGAAAUUAAUAUUAGCUUUAUUUAUUCUACGAUAUUUUCUAUAUCAUCUCUUUCCGAAUAUUUCCUAUUAAAUGGUGCAAAUAUCAAUGAAAAAAAUAUAAAUGGAAAAACAGCUCUUCAUAUCGCAGUAGAAUUUAAUUAUAAAGAAAUAGUCGAACUUCUUAUUUCACACGGUGCAAAUAUUAAUAAGAAAGAUAAUAAUGGAAGAACCGCUCUUCAUAUUGCUACACAAUAUGGUUAUAAAGAAAUAAUCAAACUUCUAAUUUCACACGGUGCAAAUAUUAAUGAAAAAGAUAAAAAUGGAAGAACCGCUCUUCAUAUUACUACACAAUAUAAUUAUAAAGAAAUGGCCGAAUUUCUUAUUUCACAUGGUGUAAAAAUUAAUGAAAAAGAUAGAUUUGGACAAACCGCUCUUCAUGUUGCAGCGGAAUUUCAUAGUAAAGAAAUAGCCGAACUUCUUAUUUCAAAUGGUUCAAAAAUAAAUGCAAAAAAUAUAUAUGGCAAAACAGCUCUUUAUUGUGCAGUUGAAUAUCAUAGUAAGGAAAUAGUCGAACUUCUUCUUUCACAUGGUGCAAUAAUCAAUGAAAAAGAUAAAAAUGGAGAAAUUGCCCUUCAUGCUGCAGCGAGAAAUAAUAGUAAAGAAAUAGCCGAACUUCUUAUUUCACAUGGUGCAAAAAUAAAUGAAAAAAAUAUAAAUGGAAAAACAACUCUUCAUAUUGCAGUAGAACUUAAUUAUAAAGAAAUAGUGGAACUUCUUAUUUCACAUGAUGCAAAUAUUAAUGAGAAAGAUAUAAAUGGAAAAACAGCUCUUCAUGCUGCAGCAAGAAUUAAUAGCAAAGAAAUAGUGGAACUUCUUAUUUCACAUGGUGCAAUAAAUAACGCUCUUUCAAGGCCGUCAAUGAACCCGUAUGUAAUAACAGAUUGA
Molecule: messenger RNA, 1062 nt
Organism: Trichomonas vaginalis G3
Lineage: Eukaryota; Parabasalia; Trichomonadida; Trichomonadidae
Product: molting protein mlt-4 family
Exons: 1
Coding region: 1-1062 (353 amino acids)
Cellular component (GO): cytoplasm; nucleus
Molecular function (GO): protein binding
Source: RefSeq, a predicted model, not a curated record